AUGUCCAAACUUCCAAAGCCGUUAAUAAAUUAAAAAAAAAAAUAUCAAAUUUAUCCAUAAUAUUUAAUUAAUACUUGUAAUAUUAUUAAUUAGGUAUUAAACAGUAAAGUUGAGUUUUAUAUUCGUAACCAACAAAUAUUUAUUAGUAUGGUUCAACAUAUGAUAUAAGGAAUUUGUAACCCUAAUAAAUUUAUAAUGUCGACUCGUUGGUACCCAAUAUAUCAAAGGGGUAAUCCACAACUUCGUGUCUUCCUGCCCAACUUUUGGAUGAAAUUAGUCCGUCCUCUACCACAGCAAGCAUCAAACAUAGUUCACUUUCAAUGUUCAAUGGAAAUGACGAAACAUGACAUCAAGAACUAUUUAGAUAAAAUAUAUAAUGUCCCAAUUAUUGAUAUUAGAACCAAAAUCACCACAGGUAGAUUUAGAAAAGAUGCUGGAAAGGGUUACAUUGUAAAGGAUGAUGAUAUCAAGUAUGCAAUGGUGGUGUUGCCAAAAACUAUGACAUUUGAGUUUCCAAACAUAUUUGAAAAGAAAAAAGGAGAUUUGGAAGAUGAUACAAAAUCUCUAGAGGAAACUAAGAAAUCAUUUAGAAAAUAUAUUAAUCGUAAUAAGGAUAGACCAGAUGUGCCAAGCUGGUUUUCUAUUUAAGUCUUGGAUUAGGAUGAACUUUGUAAGUUAAUAGAUAUAGAAAAUAAAUUUAGAUGCAAUA
Leptidea sinapis is the source of this 709-nucleotide messenger RNA. It is a transcript of the gene mRpL23, whose product is annotated as probable 39S ribosomal protein L23, mitochondrial. NCBI's taxonomy places the organism in Eukaryota, Metazoa, Arthropoda, Insecta, Lepidoptera, Pieridae. Bases 196 to 648 code for a protein of 150 amino acids. Gene Ontology annotation, cellular component: mitochondrial large ribosomal subunit; ribosome. Gene Ontology annotation, biological process: mitochondrial translation. Gene Ontology annotation, molecular function: structural constituent of ribosome. The transcript is spliced from 3 exons. The record is from RefSeq and is a predicted model, not a curated record.